Molecule: messenger RNA, 2268 nt
Organism: Tetrahymena thermophila SB210
Lineage: Eukaryota; Ciliophora; Oligohymenophorea; Hymenostomatida; Tetrahymenidae
Product: translation initiation factor eIF-5A family protein
Exons: 26
Biological process (GO): nucleocytoplasmic transport; activation of GTPase activity
Cellular component (GO): cytosol; nucleus; perinuclear region of cytoplasm
Molecular function (GO): GTPase activator activity; small GTPase binding
Source: RefSeq, a predicted model, not a curated record
AUGGAAAAUAAAAAUAAAAAAAUGAAAUAACAGGAUAACUCUUUUACUAAUCUAGAAGAUUUAAUGAAAUCAAACUUGAAAGCUCUUACUCAUAUUGACUUACAGUUAAAAAAUUGUAAUCUUAGUAAUGAAUAAAUUGCUUAGCUUAACACUUCUUUAGGAUAAUGUGAAAAAUUAGAAUCUUUAAUAUUAAAUCUUAAUAAGGAAACUAUUUCAGAUGAUAAGAUAAAAUAAUAAUAUGCAGAAUUUUUUAAUUAAAGAUAAAUAAAAAAUUUAGUUGAUGCUAAUAAUAAGAGCAAUGAUUAAAUAUUUGCCCAAAUUUUGUUUUUCAAGCAUAUUUUUAACAAAUCAACUGUUAAGAAACUUAGAUUAUAACAAAUUUAAGCAUAAGGAAAUAUUCUAUUAGAAGAAACUAUGAGAAAUCUAAUUAAUCUUAACAGUUUACAAUUAAAUUUAGAUGGAAAUUAAAUUGGAGAUUAAGGUGCAAUUUGGAUUUAUACAGCAUUAUGUAGAUGCAAAACACUUACUAACUUAAAUCUGUAGCUUUGGGAUAAUAAAUUGGGUGACAGAGGCAUAUCGAGCAUUGCAGAAGGUAUUAGCAGUUGUGAUAAACUCACAGCUUUAACUUUAAACACAGCUGCAAAUUUAUUUGGAAAAGAAGGUGCAUUUUCUAUUAGUAAAACAUUAUAUAGCUGUAAAAUGUUGACUGAUCUAGAUAUUAACUUCUCCAACAAUUAAAUUGGAGAGGAAGGAGCAUCUGCUAUUUUUGCAGCACUAGGUAGCUGUAAAUUACUUAUAAAUUCAAAACUUGUGCUUUGUAACAAUGAAAUUGGGGAAGAAGGAGCAUAUUCUUUUGGAACUGCAUUAAGCAACUUACAGUUACUUAUUAAUUUAAAAUUUUGUCUGAGGUAAAACAAAAUCGGUGAUAAAGGAGCAUUAAGCAUUGGUUAAGGCUUAAGUAAAUGCAACCAACUUAAGAAUUUAGAUAUUGGAAUGGAUUUAUUUUAUAUGAAAAGUGGAAAUAAAAUUGGAGAUUAAGGAGCAUAAGAUAUUGGAUUAGGCUUGAGUAAUUGCAUUCAACUAACAAACUUAAAAAUUUGGAUUUGCUAGAAUUAAAUUGGGGAUAAUGGAGCUUCUGCUAUAAGUACAGCACUUGCUAACUGCAAAUUCCUUACUAAUCUAGAUUUGAAUUUUUCGGAAAAUGAAAUCGGUGACAAAGGAGCAUAAAAUAUUGGGUUAGGUUUGAGUAACUGCACUCAGCUUACAAAUUUAGAAUUUUAGAUAGACUCAAAUUAAAUUGAAGACGAUGGAGCUUCUGCUAUCGGUGCAGCUUUUAGUAAUUACAAAUUGCUUACUAGUCUCAGUUUUAGUAUUAUGGAAAAUAAUAUCGGUGAUAUAGGAGCAUAAAAUAUUGGAUUAGGUUUGAGUAACUGCACUCAACUUACAAAUUUAGAAUUUUGGAUAAACUCAAAUUAAUUUGGAGAUGACGGAGCUUCUACUAUCGGUACAGCACUUGGUAACUUUAAAUUCCUUACUGAUCUCGUUUUUAGUAUUGGGGAAAAUGAUAUUGGUGAUAAAGGAGCAUAAAAUAUUGGAUUAGGUUUGAGUAACUGCACUCAACUUACAAAUUUAAAAUUUUGGAUAGAGGGAAAUAAAAUUGGUGAUAAAGGAGCAUAAAGUAUUGGAUUAGGUUUGAGUAACUGCACUCAACUUACAAAUUUAGAAUUUUGGAUAGACUCAAAUUAAAUUGGAGAUGAUGGAGCUUCUACUAUCGGUACAUCACUUGCUAAUUUUAAAUUCCUUACUGAUCUCACUUUUAGUUUUGAGGAAAAUAAAAUUGGUGAUAAAGGAGCAUAAAAUAUUGGAUUAGGUUUGAGUAACUGCACUCAACUUACAAAUUUAUAAUUAUUGAUAAACUCAAAUUAAAUUGGGGAUAAUGGAGCUUCAGCUAUCAGUAAUGCACUUAGUAAAUGCAAAUUUCUUACUAGUCUCACUUUAUAUAUUCAUUAUAACAAAAUUGGUGAUAAAGGAGCAUAAAAUAUUGGAUUAGGUUUGAGUAAAUGCUCUCAACUUUCACAUUUAGUUUUUGGUUCAGAUAUUAAUGAGAAGUUUCUAAAAUCCUGUGAUAUUAUCAACUGUAAAAAUAUAAAGUUAUUGACUCUUUAUACAACAUUUAAGCAAAAAAAAACAAAAUCAGAUAUCUAUAGAUUAGCUUAAAAAAUAAAAAGAUUAGUAACAUUAAAAUGUAGUUUGAAUUUACAAAAAUGA